CCGUCUGUGGAAAUAAGUGGGGGAGAAACACACGACCAAAUGAAUGAGUUUUUUUUUCCCGGUUUCAGCUUCCCCCCCUUUCCUGUCUGAAAUUGCUUCCAUGCGUUUUUCUCUUUACAUUUCUCUCUCUCUCUACCUUCUUUUCUGAGUCUUUCAUUUACUGGUGUGAGGAUUCCACUGCCAGCCUGAACACAGAGGAAUGUGUUGGAAUGUGCCAUGACCCGGAGACCGGUAUAAAACAAGGAAAAGGGAAACAAACAGAGUUUAUAGAGAGAGAGAGAGCGAGAGAGAGAGAGGAGGCUUUGACGGCAGUGUUUUGAGGAGUGUUGUUUGAGUCGUCUGGUCCAGGAUGGACACCAUGAUGCUUCAGGAGAAACUGGUGGAGAAGCUUCUGUGCCCUCGAACCCGAACCACUCGACAGAAGGUUGAUAAGCAGUAUGUUGGAUUCGCUACACUUCCUAAUCAGGUUCAUAGGAAAUCAGUGAAGAAGGGCUUUGACUUCACUCUGAUGGUGGCAGGUGAAUCAGGUUUGGGAAAGUCUACUCUAGUUAACAGCCUCUUCCUCACAGAUCUCUAUAAAGACAGAAAGUUACUCAACGCUGAAGAACGUAUAAACCAGACGGUUGAGAUCACCAAACACACCGUGGACAUCGAGGAGAAAGGAGUUAAACUCAAGCUCACGAUUGUAGACACACCGGGGUUCGGAGACGCUGUUAAUAAUAAUGAAUGCUGGAAGCCCAUCACAGAUUACUUCGAUCAACAGUUUGAGCAGUACUUCAGAGACGAGAGCGGACUCAACAGAAAGAACAUUCUGGACAACAGAGUUCACUGCUGCCUGUAUUUCAUACCUCCGUUUGGACACGGUCUGCGGCCGGUGGAUGUGGAGUUUAUGAAGGCUUUACAUGAGAAGGUCAACAUUAUUCCUCUGAUAUCCAAAGCCGACUGCCUCACUCCAAAUGAAGUGAAGAAACUCAAAGACCGGGUGCGAGAUGAGAUCGAGCGCUUUGGGAUCAAAGUCUACCAGUUCCCUGAGUGUGAUUCUGAUGAAGAGGAAGAGUUUAAACAGAUGGACAAAGAGCUGAAGGAGUGUACUCCAUUUGCUGUCAUCGGCAGUAAUACAGUAGUGGAGGCCAGAGGUCAGCGGGUCAGAGGUCGUCUUUACCCCUGGGGUAUCGUGGAAGUGGAGAAUCAGUCUCACUGUGACUUUGUGAAGCUGAGAAACAUGCUGAUCCGCUCUCACAUGCACGACCUGAAAGAUGUGACGUGUGACGUGCAUUAUGAAAACUACAGAGCUCACUGCAUACAGGAGAUGACCAGUAAACUUGCACAGGAAAACCGUACAGACAGUCCUUUACCCAUCCUGCCCCUGCCGACACCAGACGUGGAGACAGAGAGACUUAUCAAGAUGAAGGACGAAGAGCUCAAGAGGAUGCAAGAAAUGCUGGAAAAAAUGCAACAACAAAUGCACGAGAAAGACAAGUGAUG
Triplophysa rosa is the source of this 1485-nucleotide messenger RNA. RefSeq names its product septin 5a (gene septin5a). The record is from RefSeq and is a predicted model, not a curated record. Gene Ontology annotation, cellular component: synaptic vesicle; microtubule cytoskeleton; cell division site. The coding region runs from base 350 to 1483 and encodes 377 amino acids. Lineage: Eukaryota; Metazoa; Chordata; Actinopteri; Cypriniformes; Nemacheilidae. Gene Ontology annotation, biological process: cytoskeleton-dependent cytokinesis; regulation of exocytosis. Gene Ontology annotation, molecular function: GTPase activity; molecular adaptor activity; GTP binding. The transcript is spliced from 11 exons.